This is a messenger RNA of Aptenodytes forsteri (emperor penguin), 1341 nucleotides long. It is a transcript of the gene GABRG3, whose product is annotated as gamma-aminobutyric acid type A receptor gamma3 subunit. The record is from RefSeq and is a predicted model, not a curated record. The transcript is spliced from 9 exons. Gene Ontology annotation, molecular function: benzodiazepine receptor activity; GABA-gated chloride ion channel activity; GABA-A receptor activity. Gene Ontology annotation, biological process: chloride transport; gamma-aminobutyric acid signaling pathway; monoatomic ion transmembrane transport. Lineage: Eukaryota; Metazoa; Chordata; Aves; Sphenisciformes; Spheniscidae. Gene Ontology annotation, cellular component: neuron projection; postsynapse; dendrite membrane. Bases 1 to 1341 code for a protein of 446 amino acids.
AUGUCCGCUAAGCUCCUGCCGGUUUUCUUCCUCCUCUCGGUGUUUCACGCCUGUUCUAGAAAGGUUGAAGAGGAUGAAUAUGAAGAUGGAACAACUAACCAAAAAUGGGUUUUAGCUCCAAAAACACAAGACACAGAUGUGACUCUCAUACUAAACAAGCUGUUGAGAGAGUAUGACAAAAAGCUACGGCCAGAUAUUGGAAUAAAACCAACAGUUAUUGAUGUUGACAUUUAUGUCAACAGCAUUGGUCCUGUAUCAUCAAUAAAUAUGGAAUAUCAAAUUGAUAUAUUUUUUGCCCAGACGUGGACAGAUAGCCGUCUUCGCUUCAACAGCACCAUGAAGAUACUGACUCUGAACAGCAACAUGGUUGGCUUGAUCUGGAUCCCGGACACGAUAUUUCGUAACUCGAAGACGGCAGAGGCUCACUGGAUCACCACCCCCAACCAGCUCCUCCGCAUAUGGAACGAUGGCAAGAUCUUGUACACCCUCAGGCUUACCAUCAAUGCUGAGUGCCAGCUGCAGCUGCACAAUUUCCCAAUGGACGAACACUCAUGUCCACUGAUAUUCUCUAGCUAUGGCUACCCUAAAGAGGAAAUGAUUUACAGAUGGAGGAAAAACUCAGUGGAGGCUGCUGACCAGAAGUCUUGGAGACUCUAUCAGUUUGACUUUAUGGGUCUCAGAAAUACUUCAGAAAUUGUGAAAACCUCUGCAGGUGAUUAUGUAGUCAUGACUAUAUACUUCGACUUAAGUAGAAGAAUGGGAUACUUUACUAUUCAAACAUACAUUCCCUGUAUAUUAACAGUUGUUCUUUCCUGGGUAUCCUUUUGGAUUAAAAAAGAUGCCACACCAGCAAGAACAGCAUUAGGCAUCACCACAGUAUUGACCAUGACAACUUUGAGUACCAUUGCGAGAAAGUCAUUACCCCGCGUCUCCUAUGUCACCGCUAUGGAUCUGUUUGUGACUGUAUGCUUUUUAUUUGUCUUUGCUGCUCUGAUGGAGUAUGCAACCCUCAACUACUACUCAAGUUGCAGGAAACCAAACUGUACUAAGAAGAAAAAGUCGAAUUAUUCUGUACUUGAUAUGAGACCACCAACUACAGUCAUCACAUUGAACAAUGCCAUGUACUGGCAAGAAUUUGAAGAUGCGUGCGUCUAUGAAUGUCUGGAUGGGAAAGACUGCCAGAGCUUUUUCUGUUGUUACGAAGAGUGUAAAUCAGGCUCAUGGAGGAGAGGACGGAUUCACAUAGACAUCUUAGAACUGGACUCUUACUCUAGGGUUUUUUUUCCUACAUCCUUCCUGCUGUUCAACCUGGUCUAUUGGGUUGGAUACCUCUAUCUUUAA